This is a messenger RNA of Tarenaya hassleriana, 1291 nucleotides long. RefSeq lists its product as uncharacterized. The record is from RefSeq and is a predicted model, not a curated record. Lineage: Eukaryota; Viridiplantae; Streptophyta; Magnoliopsida; Brassicales; Cleomaceae. Bases 229 to 1203 code for a protein of 324 amino acids. The transcript has 2 exons. Gene Ontology annotation, cellular component: membrane.
UUGAGUUACUCCUAUACUUGCAAGUAACCGUCGGGCUAAAACUUUGUAAUUAUAAGAGUAUCAUCCAUAAAUUACAAUACAUACAUCGGUUACAGAAACUUUCCUCUCUCUCUCUCUCUCUCUCUCUCUCUCUCUCUCUCUCUCUCUCUCUUCCUCUUCUUCUCCCUUCCAUUGCGAACUUGAGAGUUUCAAACUUCAACCACAGAAUCUCUGUAUAUCUUUCAUCUCAUGGGCUCAUUCCUCAUCACUUUGUUCAUUAUCGUAAUCAUCGUCAUCAUCAUUCUUCUCCAAUCUCCGGAUAAAGCCGAGUCACAGACAAUCCAAUCUGCACAUCUACUCGAUCUUCUUGUCCGAGAUUACACGUUCAGAAACUUCGAUAUACAUCUGAAAACGGGCACGAUCCAGAAAAUCCGCCUGCCUUUGAAUUUCUCGGGAAUCAGCAUCGAGACGGUGAAGUUCAGAUGCGGUAGUCUGAGAAGAUACGGUGCAAGAAUCGGAGAAUUUCACAUGGGUCCUGGCGUAACGAUCCAACCAAGCGCGGAGAGAGUCAUGUUGGUGAAACAGAACCUUGGUUCGAACUGGUCUUCGAUUUACUCCACCGGUUUUAACCUAACCGGUCACGGGUACGAGCUCGUUUCUCCGGUUCUUGGUUUGUUAGCCUACAACGCUAACCCCGACGGCGUAGCUAACAACCCUUACGAGGUUAACAUUCAGGGCAAGGAUCAAAACCCGAUCUUGAUAGAUUUCUUGAACAUCAAGGCAAUUACAAACCCUAAAACGAUGAACUCUUCCAUCAUGUGCGCGUGCUUCAAAGGCAACGGUAAUACGACGUUCAGAGAGCAAGUUUCGCCAUACGUAUGCACGGGAACAACACAAGGGCAUUACGCAUUAGUGAUAGAAGCUCGAAGAAGAGAGGAAAAGGGCCGAGGAAACGGCGGCGGAGUGGUGGAUUCUCCGGCGGCGGGAAGAGACGGCGGAUUGAGCAGGUGGAAAGUGGCGGUGGGGAGCGUGAUCGGCGGCGGGAUAGGGGCGUUUUUGCUGGGGCUUUUGGUGGUAGCGAUGGUGGUAAAGGUGAAGAAGAAAGCCAUGAGAGAAGAGAUGGAGAGGAGAGCUUAUGAAGAAGAAGCUCUCCAGGUUUCAAUGGUGGGUCAUGUUAGGGCUCCUGCUUCUUCUGGUGCAAGAAGUGUUCCCAGUCCCAGAUAGAUUUCCCGGGAAGGGAGAAAAAAGGAAAGAUAAAAAAAGGAAAAAAUAAUCACAGCCAUUUCAUCAGUCGCCAUUGUUAAAAACUCUG